Molecule: messenger RNA, 1371 nt
Organism: Fusarium falciforme
Lineage: Eukaryota; Fungi; Ascomycota; Sordariomycetes; Hypocreales; Nectriaceae
Product: Altered inheritance of mitochondria protein 24, mitochondrial
Exons: 5
Coding region: 1-1371 (456 amino acids)
Source: RefSeq, a predicted model, not a curated record
AUGGCUUCCCACUAUUAUCCUCCUCCGCCCGGCGCGGCCCAGGGUUCGCCAGCUCCUCCUCCAACACAGCAGCAAGCCCAAUAUGCGCCACCUCCGACCUCUCCUCCAGCGAACCGGACGCAGUUCUACCCUCCUCCGCCUCAAGCGCAAGCUGCGCAUGCAAUGAACUAUCCUCCUCCUCCCCAGCAAACGCCAUCUCCCAAUGCUCCGCCAUCGCCGUAUCAGCCAACGCCGAUACACUACCCACCUCCUCCUCAGCAGCAGCAGCAGCCGACGCCUUCUCCCCAGGCGCAAGCUCACCCUCAGCAAGCAGCUCACACGUACUAUCCUCCUCCUCCCACCUCUGCGCCGGCGCAGCCGCACCAAGUUCAGCAGCAACCUCCUCAGCCCACGCCUCCACAAUCACAGGUCCAAUAUCCUCCCCCGCCAGGACAGCAGACCAACUUGGCCAUGCGGCCCGCAGCAACUCCCCCUGUGGCAACUCCUCCUGCAGCAACUCCCCAGGCUCACCAACAGCACUUUGAACCGCCACCUCCGGCCGCUGUGCCCCAGGCCGAGAGCAGUUCAUACCCAGUCGAGAAGGAGCAACAGCCACAGCCUCAACAACAGCAGCAACCGGCGCAAGUCGCGCCAGCGAUGACUGUCUCGGGAGCGCCUCCGGCGGGUCAGUUCGUAGGUGCCCAGGCCACGUCCGAUGACGUCGGCACCUUCAACGGAGGUAGUUACCGAAUCAGCCAUCGAGAUACCAACACCAUCUUGACUAUUCAGCUUGCCAUGGGCUGUCCGAUGAGUGCUAAGCCAGGCGCCAUGAUAGCCAUGUCUCCCAGUGUCACUCUGAAGGGACAGAUCAAGUUCAGCGUCAAGAAGAUGAUCACCGGAGGUGAGAUGUCAAGCUCGACAUUUGUUGGUCCUGGUGAGGUGCUCCUCGCACCGCACAGUCUCGGCGAUGUCACCACGCUUCGUCUAACCGGUCAGGAGAAGUGGUCAGUCGGCCACGACGCCUAUCUUGCCUCGACACAGGGUGUCAUCAAGGACUUUAAGCGGCAAAGUAUUAGCAAGGCCAUGUUCAGUGGUGAAGGUCUGUGGGUGUACAAGAUCAGUGGCACAGGUCUGAUGUGGAUUUCGAGUUUCGGUGCCAUCAUCAAGAAGACGCUUGUCGAUGGCGAGAAGUACAUUGUGGAUAACGGCCACUUGAUUGCCUGGAACACCAAGUAUGUCAUGGAGCGCGUGGCAUCUGGUGGCAUCAUCAGUGGCAUGGCUUCGGCGGAGGGUCUCGUCUGCAAGUUCACCGGACCCGGUACCAUCUAUAUGCAGACUCGAAACUCGAGGGCGUUUGCUGCCUACAUGGGCGGACAGCAGUAUCAGGGGUAA